Molecule: messenger RNA, 689 nt
Organism: Zerene cesonia (dogface butterfly)
Lineage: Eukaryota; Metazoa; Arthropoda; Insecta; Lepidoptera; Pieridae
Gene: GOBP2
Product: general odorant-binding protein 2-like
Exons: 3
Coding region: 114-602 (162 amino acids)
Molecular function (GO): odorant binding
Source: RefSeq, a predicted model, not a curated record
GGCCAUUAGAAUUUUGCGCCUUAAUAACAUAUACGGAGAAAGAAAAAAGUUUUUCUUAGAUAUAAUGAGGGAAUUUACUGUAGUGAGGCAUUAAGUAGGGGCAACUUGGCAGGAUGGUGGCCAGAUGGGUUUGCUUGGUUGUUAUUGGUUUGGCGGUUACGAGCUCUGUUAGUGGGUUGGCAGAGAUCAUGAGCCAUGUCACUGCACAUUUUGGGAAGUCUCUGGAAGAGUGUAGGGAGGAGUCAGGGCUAACCCCGGAGAUCCUGGAGGCGUUCCAGCAUUUCUGGAGCGAGGACUUCGAGGUGGUGCACCGGGAGCUGGGCUGCGCUCUCAUCUGCAUGUCCAAUAAGUUUGCGCUCAUGCAGGAAGAUGCCAGGAUGCAUCAUAUGAACAUGCAUGAUUAUGUCAAAGGCUUUCCGCAGGGAGAGUUGCUCUCAUCAAAAAUGGUGGAGCUGAUCCACAACUGCGAGAAGCAGUUCGAUGAUAUGGAGGAUGACUGCAGCCGCGUGGUGAAGGUGGCUGCCUGCUUCAAGGUUGACGCGAAGAAAGAGGGCAUAGCACCCGAAGUCACUAUGAUAGAAGCAGUUCUGGAGAAAUACUAGAUGUUGAUUUUUAUGUUGAUACUGGCUUGCUUCCUGGACCUUUGAUGUGUUUAAUGUAUAUUCCUGAAUAUUAAAGUUUUCUCAAAC